AUGGCCGAGGGCGAGGACCUGCAGACCUUCACCUCCAUCAUGGACGCCCUCGUCCGCAUCAGCACCAGCAUGAAGAACAUGGAGCGGGAGCUGGUGUGCCCGGUGUGCAAGGAGAUGUACAAGCAGCCGCUGGCCCUGCCCUGCAUGCACAACGUCUGCCACGUCUGCGCCAGCGAGGUGCUGCUGCAGCACGGCUACCUCUGCUGCGACCCCACCUCCGAGCCCUCCUCGCCCGCCGCCACCCCGGCCACCCGCAGCCCACGCCUGGGCCGCAGGGGGGUCCCCAAACCCGACCGCCUGGACCGGCUCCUGAAGUCAGGGUUCGGCACCUACCCAGGGCGAAAGCGGGGCACCGUGCACCCCCAGACCAUCAGCUUCCCCUGCCCGGCCUGCCAGCGGGACAUCGACCUGGGCGAGCGGGGCCUCGGCAGCCUCUUCCGCAACCUGACCCUGGAGCGCGUGGUGGAGCGCUACCGCCAGACCAUCAACAUCAGCGCCGCCAUCAUGUGCCAGUUCUGCAAGCCCCCGCAGCUGGAGGCCACCAAGGGCUGCACGGAGUGCAAGUCCAGCUUCUGCAACGAGUGCUUCAAGCUCUACCACCCCUGGGGCACCCAGAAGGCUCAGCAUGAGCCCACGCCGCCCACGCUCACCUUCCGCCCAAAGGGUCUGAUGUGCCCAGAGCACAAGGAGGAGGUGACUCACUACUGCAAGACCUGCCAGCGGCUGGUGUGCCAGCUCUGCCGCGUGCGACGCACUCACACCAGCCACAAGAUCACGCCGGUGCUCAGCGCCUACCAGGCUCUCAGGGAGAAGCUGACAAAGAGCCUUGCCUACAUCUUGAGCAGCCAGGACACGGUGCAGACCCAGAUUGCCGAGCUGGAGGAGACGGUGAAGCACACGGAGGUGAACGGCUCGCAGGCCAAGGAGGAGGUGUCCCAGCUGAUCCAGGGGCUGUGCGCCAUGCUGGAGGAGAAGCGGGCGUCCCUGCUGCAGGCCAUCGAGGAGUGCCAGCAGGAGCGGCUGGCCAGCCUGCACUACCAGAUCCAAGAGCACCAGGCCAUGCUGGAGAACUCGGGCAUGGUGGGCUACGCCCAGGAGGUGCUGAAGGAGACCGACCACCCCUGCUUUGUCCAGGCUGCCAAGCAGCUGCACAACAGGAUCCUCAGGGCCACCGACUCGCUGCAGAGCUUCCGGCCCGCAGCCACAGCCUCCUUCAGCCACUUCCAGCUGGAUGUCAGCAGGGAGCUGAAGCUGCUCACAGACCUGGCCUUCAUCAAAGUGCCCGAGGCCCCCGUCAUCGACACGCAGCGCACCUACGCCUACGACCAGAUCUUCCUGUGCUGGCGGCUGCCGCAGCACUCACCCCCCGCCUGGCACUACACCGUGGAGUACCGCAAGACGGACACCAAGGCCAAAGGGCUCAAGCUGUGGCAGCGGCGGGAGGAGGUGCGCGGCACCAGCGCCCUCGUCGAGUACCUGGACACCGACAGCGUCUACGUGCUCCGGGUGAAGGGCUGCAACAAGGCGGGCUUCGGGGAGUACAGCGAGGACAUCUACCUGCACACGCCGCCCGCCCCAGUCCUCAACUUCUUCCUGGACAACCGCUGGGGCUUCAACCGGGACCGGCUGGCUAUCAGCAAGGACCAGCGCGCCGUGCGCAGCGUCCCCGGCAUCCCCAUGCUCUUCGCGGCGGAGCGGCUGAUGACCAGCUGCCACCUCUCCAUCGACCUGGUCAUCGGCGACGUGGCCGUCACGCAGGGCAAGAGCUACUGGGCCUGCUGCGUGGAUCCCAGCUCCUACCUGGUCAAGGUGGGCGUGGGGCUGGAGAGCAAACUGCAGGAGUGGUUCCAGGUGCCUCAGGACGUGGUGAGCCCCAGGUACGACCCUGACAGCGGCCACGACAGCGGGGCAGAGGACACGACGGUGGACGCGCCCCCACCCUACGCCUUCCUCACCAUCGGCAUGGGCAAGAUCUUGCUCUCGCAUGGCUCGGCACUCACUUCUCGUGACCCCAACGGCUGCACCGUGCCCUUGCCACCGCGCAUCGGCAUCUGCCUGGACUACGAGCAGGGCAAGGUGAGCUUCUACGACGCCGUGUCCUUCCGUGAGCUCUGGGAGUGUGGCGUGGACUGCUCGGGGCCUGUCUGCCCCGCCUUCUGCUUCAUUGGAGGGGGUGCCCUGCAUCUCCAGGAGCUGGUGGCCAACAAGCAGGAGCGCAAAGUGACCAUCGGGGGCUUCGCCAAGCUGGACUGAGCUGCGCGCGCACUCCCUGCACGCACAUCUGGUGUGACCCCUUCUUGUCAAGCGAGCUUCAGGGCCUGGAGGGGACGCGACCAUGCAGGGAGCGCAGCUCAGCAGGGGCAGCCCC
Cygnus atratus (black swan) is the source of this 2368-nucleotide messenger RNA. RefSeq names its product tripartite motif containing 46 (gene TRIM46). The record is from RefSeq and is a predicted model, not a curated record. NCBI's taxonomy places the organism in Eukaryota, Metazoa, Chordata, Aves, Anseriformes, Anatidae. Bases 1 to 2253 code for a protein of 750 amino acids. The transcript is spliced from 10 exons. Gene Ontology annotation, molecular function: protein binding; zinc ion binding.